AACUGAAAGCAACCCCGGGCUCCUGACAAGGUGGGCAACUUGCAUGCACCGUCCAUACAAAGCAUGGCAUGUCAUUUGUAACACGACAUGUUAGCUACCCUUAGCUCCUGACAUUAAAGGGGCUUUGACUAGACCCAGAAACGGGUUGUAUGUUACGGUUAUCAAUUCACCAAUGGUGCAAUCAGAAGAAUAGGAAAUAGAUUAUUUGUAUCAGUCGGCACUGCUAUGGAGGAAGUGUAGUCUAACGUUAGGAGUAGUAUUGCUGUCUAACGUUGGAGCUAGCUCAUCGAACUGCGGUUAAGUCUGCAGAAACUCGGAUCUCCGUGGUCAAGUCAGCCGACACUGAAAUCUUAGUGCACCUAUAUGCUAACACUCACGGCAACGGAGUCUGUGAUCUGAGCGAGAAGCAGAGCAGCCUGCAGUCUGUGAAGAACAGCAGGCGAAGCAGGAAGAGGACUGGAUCAUCAUCUGUGCAGAGAAGGAUCAAAGAGGGCUGCUGAUGGCUGGCUUUCUGGAUAACUUCCGCUGGCCAGAGUGCGAAUGCAUUGACUGGCGGGAGAGGAGGAAUACAGCAGCUUCUAUUGUCUCUGGAGUUCUGUUCUUCACAGGCUGGUGGAUCAUGAUUGACGCAGCAGUUGCGUAUCCAUCACAGGGCCAGAUGAACCAUGCAUUCCACACAUGUGGCGUCUUCUCCACAUUAGCAUUCUUCAUGAUAAAUGCAGUUUCUAAUGGCCAGGUGAGAGGGGACGCAUAUGGAGAGGGCUGCCUUGGCAGGACAGGAGCUCGUCUCUGGCUGUUUAUUGGCUUCAUGAUGAUGUUUGGCUCGCUCAUUGCCUCUAUCUGGAUUCUGUUCGGUGGCUAUGUGGUGGCAAAGAAAGAAGUGGCACCUGGGCUGGCAGUGUUCUUUCAGAAUGCCUUCAUCUUCUUUAGCACUCUGAUCUACAAGUUUGGCCGGACUGAAGAUUUAUGGGGUUAGAGGGUCUUAUCUUAUUACUGACUAUCACACAAUCACACUCAAACACACACAGUCUUGAAACAGUUUUUGGAACAAGUUUUUUCAAAGCUAUAAAGUUUCGACCCCAGACACACACAUGGAUUCACAGAGGCGGCUGUGGCUCAGUGGAGAGCAGGGUCGUCCUCCAAUCAGAGGAUCGGCGGUUCGGCGGGCAAGACACUUAACCCCAAAUUGCUCCCGCAGGCUGUUCCUGUGGUGUAUGUAUGUGUAUGAAUGUUAGUUAGGGUCCUGAUGGGCAGGUGGCACCUUGCAUGGUAGCUCCUGUCAUCAGUGUAUGAAUGGGUGUGAAUGGGUGAAUGAUUAGUAAUGUAAAAGCGCUUUGAGUGGUCGGAAGAAAAGCGCUAUACAAGUACAGGCCAUUACCAUUACAGAAUGUUUUAUAACCUGCAUUUGCUUUUGAAAUAGAAACCCAUUAGUGCUGCUCCACACACACACACACACACACACACACACACACACACACACACACACACACACACACACACACACACACACACACACACACACACACACACACACAUUCACACAGAGACACACACUGCAUACGUUUUGUACACUCUAUAUCUGUGCUGUUUUUUCAAAAUGUUUGAAUUUAAAUGAGGGAAAUUCUGGUUUGUUAUUGAGAACUAAGGAGCCAGUUUCACUUCAUCUUGUUCUUUCUCAGAUGCAGAAGUGUCAAUUCAUGUCAUCAUGUGUUUAGUAUGUUGAGGGUUACAAUGUAAAUACACUGUAAUGAAUGAGAAAGUAAACACACCACCACCGGGGUGUGUUUACACUUGCUGUCUCUACUUACGCUGCUCAUAUUGUAUGCUUGUAUGUGAGAUAAUUUCAUACACUGGAUGAUAAUGUAUUUUAGAUGAUAAGAGUUUUUUUCAUGGGUCAUUCUGCCUCAGGUGGAAGUGUGUUUUUACUAAAUCUGUUUUGUCUUCUUGUACUUGCUCCUUGAUAAGCUCUGCUUUCUACCAGAAAAUGUUAUGUAAAGUGAGGUGUAAGUAUUCAGACAGUUAGAUCUUUUGCCGCCAUUUAAAGAAUUUAGGUAUAUACCAAAUCUUGUGAAACUAUUAUUAAUACAGUUAUGUAUUAUUAAAAGACUUGUACUUGCUAUCAUAUGUAGUGUUCAUAUGUGUCUAUUUGCAUGGGCUAAAACUACUGUGGAAAAACCAGGGCUUUGGGAUUAUUUCCUUUUUUCCCUACACCUUUUUAAUCAUUUGUGUAACUUGUCAAAAGCUUUAAACGUGAAAAAUAAAGACAAUGUUUGCUUAAAGAAUGCUGUAGAUAAUUAUCCGUAUCCAUCCAUUUAGCUGUCAAAGAGAAGCAGAGAACCAUUUGUUUGUUAGAAUGC
Molecule: messenger RNA, 2357 nt
Organism: Anoplopoma fimbria (sablefish)
Lineage: Eukaryota; Metazoa; Chordata; Actinopteri; Perciformes; Anoplopomatidae
Product: transmembrane protein 50B
Exons: 7
Coding region: 500-976 (158 amino acids)
Biological process (GO): protein targeting to vacuole; late endosome to vacuole transport via multivesicular body sorting pathway
Source: RefSeq, a predicted model, not a curated record